Messenger RNA from Brassica oleracea var. oleracea, 1007 nucleotides. RefSeq lists its product as uncharacterized. Lineage: Eukaryota; Viridiplantae; Streptophyta; Magnoliopsida; Brassicales; Brassicaceae. The record is from RefSeq and is a predicted model, not a curated record. The transcript has a single exon. Bases 1 to 987 code for a protein of 328 amino acids.
AUGGAAGAUCAUCAAGAAUUCGAGAAACCCAUCUUCGAAUUACACAACGGGAAGGUUCGAAGCUCUCGAAAGAAGAAGAAUCGUUUAGGAGAGUCGAUGAAUCAUCAUUACGAAGAGAUCUUUUGCUACUAUGGAUUGAGGGAAAGCUCGAAGAAGAGAACAACCCAGAAAUCUCUGCGGGUUAAGAAGAAGCGUCUGGUUCGUUGCGGAGAGUGCGGUAAAGGGUUUCGAUAUGAGAAGUGCCUGAGGAAUCAUAGCGAAACUAUGCAUCCGUUGAAAGAGAAGAAGAAGAAGAGCGAAUCUAUGAGAAGGGAUCUGUUGUGUUUCUUAAGGAGUGGUGGUGUGCGGAGGAGAAAGAGGUCGAAAAGAGUUUCCAGGUACAAGAAGAGUCUUCCUCCACUCUCUGUUUCGUCUUCUUCUUCUUCUUCUUCUUCUUCUUCUUCUGCGUUUGGGAAUGAUGGAGAACUGUUGGAAGUCGCUGAGUCUCUGAUUAUGUUGUCUAAGAGUGCUGAUGCUCUGUUUUCGAAUCUAGAGUUGAAUGAGAGAGAAUGUGAAGAUGGGUUUUUGGGUAAUGAGCAAAAGCUAGUUGGGUCUUUGAGUAAUGAGCUUAAACUUGUGGGGAUUAGAACUGAUUCUAAUGGAACAUCGAAAGAGCUUUUGGGUUUCUUGGGAGACAAGAAGGUUAUGAAAGAAGAUGAGGUAGGAGCAGAGAGUUUUGGGGAAGAAGUUAGGUUGGAGAGAGUGAGCUUGGACGAUAAGAAAGCUGAAACGGAUACAGAGCAGAAACUUGGGGGUCAAGAAGCUGUGUUUGAAGUUUCAAAUUCAGCAAGUAAGGGUUUUCAGAUGAACAAUGAGCAUAGGUGCAGGCUCUGUGAGAGGGUUUUCACGACGUAUCAAGCUCUCGGUGGUCAUCAAACGUUUCAUAGAAUGAAGAACAAUUCUGAAAAGUCAAAGCAUGAGAUGCAGAGAAGAGUCAGUAGAAGCUGAAGUUGAGAGUGGCUCAGUGA